UGAUCAGUUAACAAUUGGCCUUGGAAACAUCACACUGUCACUUAAACCACUCUUCCCAGUGCAGUGAAACAUGGAAAUAUGCAGUUGCUGAUCCUGAGGACAUAUGUCACAUACCUGCAACUGAGCAGGGUUUUAGGAGAAGGCAGUCACAUGGGCUCAUGGUGAGGACAGCAGCAGGAGGAAUGUGAAGCUCUCCUCUUCUGUUAUCAGGCCAGCCCCAGCAUGUCCUGGCUUCUUAUCAGCCCUAGCAGAGCUGGGUUCUGACGUGCUGAGCCUCCAUAUAUCCUGCCAUAGGGUGCUAUAGGGGCCGGCCCCACUGCCUCCCAUUUGCACAUAAAGAGGCGCUGCAAUGCACGUCAUGACAGAUACCAACAAGGCCUGGCAGAUAGACACUGUGAAGAGAGGCAAUGCUGGACUUCAUCAUCCUCAGCAUCCAUUUCUUCAUCUGCUUUCUCAUAUCCCUUGCCAUCUGGUGUGGAGCAAAGGUUUUGAGGGGAGAAGGUGGUUAAAGUGCAGAGAUGUAGAUUUGCACAGUUCAAGCAGAGGAGCAGCUGAAAUGGGGCCAGAUGGUCUUAUAUUUAUUGGCAAAGAAGAGGACAUAAAGAAGUCUGGAAGAAUAACAGCCAAAAUCAAUGGCAGAGAAAUUGUUGUUUUCUACCAUGAGGGGAAAUUUCAUGCUCUGGAUUCUCGCUGCUACCAUGAAGGAGGCCCUUUGUGUCGUGGAGAAAUAGAGGAUAUCCAUGGCCAAGCAUGUAUUGUUUGUCCUUGGCAUAAGUUUAAAAUUACCUUGGAAACAGGAGAAGGAUUAUAUGAAGGAAUAAACCCUCUGGAGCCAUCACCAACACCACAGUGGCAAUCAAAAGGAGUCAAACAAAGGAUUCAUAAGCUCACAAUAGACAAUGGAAGCAUUUAUGUGUGUCCUCCAGAUUUGUCUGUGAGCUUUGACUCUGACUAUUUUGCUGAAAAGUACAAAAAUGGUGGUGAGUUAGCUAUGGGAAAACAAAGCCACUCAGAAGCAGCAGAGUAGGUCAUGGCCAGAAAGCAGGAUCAUGGGGAAUGUACUAAUGAAGAACCUUGUCAUGAAAUAAGAAUGCACUGUGCCACGAAGAUUAUCUCCAGAUUCAAUUCUAUUGUUAAUGUUAUGUUAAAGGAUUGAAACACAUAGAAUUGAGUAGGAUAAGAAGCCCUGCAUUGCCAGAAAUGUGACUGAUCUUCUGCCAAGGACUUUUUUUAUUUUUUGCAUUUCAGAAAGUCUUAUUUACAGCAAAGUGCCCUAUAAUAUUUGAAAUUUUAGAAGCCCUAUUUUGCUAGAACUUUUUUAAAUUUUAAGAGGGGAUAUAGUAUAUUACGGCUUAUAAAACUUAUUACAAAGCUAAAGGUAAAUAGUCAGGUGUAAAGGUUAUGUUUAUAUACUUAACAGUUUCUACUUAUAAUGCCUUCAGUAUAAAUGACAUGGAAAUUUUUAAUUUUUUGGUAUUUGACUGAUCUCUAGGUGUUUAUUAAGCGCCACAAAUGGAAGUACAACACUUGAGCAUAUUUUACUGAGCUUUUUUAUGCCUAUUCAUGCAUUACUACUGUGAAUCUAUAGAGGUAUUUAUUUUCCUUCUCCUCAUUGAACUCCUCUUGUUCAAAUUAUCAUAUAAUGUGACAAUCACAUCAUCAAAUAAUGUGACAAGAAAUUGUUAUGUGUAACUUGUUCUUCCUGCUUCUGUUGGUAAAAGAGAAAGUUGUUGGGUAUAGUAUGUGAUGUAGCAGCCCUCAUUUGCUUGUUUUCAUUUAUUGUAAAUACAUUUUUAUACAUUUAUUUGAAAAUAUGUACUUUCUGUUUAGAGCCAAAACUUGUGUUUUCCUGUGUGUAGUCACUGUAUAACAUCAUACCUGCCCCAAAAACCGCCUCCAAGGCAGUUUCUCUCUGAGCUGUGCUGCUUUCCAGGACAUGGUGGGUUUUUCUGCCCAGACCGUGGGGUCCAGAGUGCAGAGCUACUCUGUGAACACUGAGCAUAAUUUAAUCCUUGAGGCUAGAAAAGACCUCCAAGACCAUCAAGUACAACCAUUAACCCAGCACUGCCUAGCCCACCACUAAACCCCAGGUGCCACAUCUACAUGUCUCUUAAAUGCAUCUUGCAUGGCUGCAAUUCUUCAGCAUGUUUUUUUGUUGUUGUUAUUGGCUUUUUGCAAAUUUCAUUCAUAAUCAAGUUCAGUUUGAAAUUCCUCUUCUUCUUCUGUAAGUUUCUCUUGUGCAUGCAGUAGGUUGUCUUGCUUUUAAUGUAUGUCAUAGGUAACCAGGUCUGUGUCAACACUAUUGUUCAUACAAAUGUAUUUAAAAGUAGUGAAGCAGAGGAAAGUUUUAGAGGAAAAUAUCUGUGCCCCAUUGAUCACAAUGAUAAAAGCAAAGCACACAAUCAAUUUAUUUUACCACAUCUAAACUGUGAUAACCACCUUUGAUCAUGCCUCCUGACAUUGUUUUUGUGGUCAACAGGGAGUAGUGGCACCGUGAAA
Messenger RNA from Neopelma chrysocephalum (saffron-crested tyrant-manakin), 2499 nucleotides. RefSeq names its product Rieske Fe-S domain containing (gene RFESD). NCBI's taxonomy places the organism in Eukaryota, Metazoa, Chordata, Aves, Passeriformes, Pipridae. Gene Ontology annotation, molecular function: 2 iron, 2 sulfur cluster binding. Bases 350 to 1027 code for a protein of 225 amino acids. The transcript has 5 exons. The record is from RefSeq and is a predicted model, not a curated record.